ACACUUGCAAAGUUUAGUUGGUUGUUAAAGAUGGAUUCUCCAUCCUACCAGAUCUUUCUGAAAAGCACUUCUUCCAUGUCAUUAGACAAGCGCUUCACCAUGAUGUCGCAGAAUCAGCAGGUGCCUCCGACUGACAUCAGGGACACUGUGCCGCAGCAGCUCACCGCUUCAAUGAAGAACCAGCGCCUGGCUCAGCAAAUGGCCAACCGUCCUUCAGUUCUGGCUGCUCUUCAGAACAAGCUGAGUGUGAAGCAGCAUCAGUUUAAGGCCAGUGUCAAGUCAAGGCUUGGGAGGCCCGUGAUGAGGGGAGGCCUGCGGGGGAUGUCCAGACCCUGGGGAAGACCGAGAGGAAGAAGUGUACUACUUAGGGGAGCUUUGUCACAGAGAUUGACAAAAGGGGGCCUGAUUCAACAACAGUGUGGACCUCAUGUAAGCGGAGGAGGACUGACACACACUAGAGGACUACGAGGAUCUCUCCGAAGCAAAGGAAGAGGCAUGCUGUUUGUAGGCCGUGGCUCAGCUGGAAGACGUGCCAGACCAGGCAGUUGCCCUCUCCCCACUCGAGAGGAGCUGGACGCACAGCUGGAUGACUACAUGUCCAUGACCAAGAGUAAACUGGAUGCCCAGCUGGAUGCGUACAUGGCAGAAGUUGACCCUGAAGACGUACUGUAA
Messenger RNA from Neoarius graeffei (lesser salmon catfish), 672 nucleotides. It is a transcript of the gene chtopb, whose product is annotated as chromatin target of PRMT1b. The transcript is spliced from 6 exons. The coding region runs from base 31 to 672 and encodes 213 amino acids. The record is from RefSeq and is a predicted model, not a curated record. NCBI's taxonomy places the organism in Eukaryota, Metazoa, Chordata, Actinopteri, Siluriformes, Ariidae.